UGGCUCUGGGCUCAGCCAAGGUGUGCAGACAGGCCGUACCAUUCUGCGCAUCCGGGCCCUGGGUGACAGACACAUCACACAUCUCUCACACCCUAAGACACUGCCAGCAGCUCCUGCCAUGGACAAGUGGUACCUGGGUGGCAGCUCCAAGGAUGACGUGGACCCAUUCUACUAUGAUUAUGAGACCGUUCGUAAGGGGGGUCUGAUCUUCGCUGGCCUGGCCUUCGUCGUGGGACUCAUCAUCAUCCUCAGCAAGAGAUUCCGCUGUGGGGGGAAUAAGAAACGCAGACAAGUUGGCGAAGACGAACUGUGACCAAGAGUCAGCCCUGGCUGCCCAAUGGAAGUGGAGGAUCUCUAAGUUGUCCCGGGGCUGGGGAUCCCUUGACCUGUGUCUGCCAGCACCUGGGCUGAAGGUGGAGCCAGGCUCACCGUGAUCCCCGAGGAGUGCAGGGGUGGGGGCACCUCUUCCUGCCCAUGCCACUCUUGCCCCCAAUAA
This is a messenger RNA of Ochotona princeps (American pika), 496 nucleotides long. RefSeq names its product FXYD domain containing ion transport regulator 2 (gene FXYD2). Gene Ontology annotation, biological process: monoatomic ion transport; regulation of sodium ion transmembrane transporter activity. The transcript is spliced from 6 exons. Gene Ontology annotation, molecular function: sodium channel regulator activity. The record is from RefSeq and is a predicted model, not a curated record. NCBI's taxonomy places the organism in Eukaryota, Metazoa, Chordata, Mammalia, Lagomorpha, Ochotonidae. Bases 119 to 313 code for a protein of 64 amino acids. Gene Ontology annotation, cellular component: membrane.